Volvox carteri f. nagariensis is the source of this 1491-nucleotide messenger RNA. RefSeq lists its product as uncharacterized. Gene Ontology annotation, cellular component: cullin-RING ubiquitin ligase complex; nucleus. Bases 89 to 481 code for a protein of 130 amino acids. NCBI's taxonomy places the organism in Eukaryota, Viridiplantae, Chlorophyta, Chlorophyceae, Chlamydomonadales, Volvocaceae. Gene Ontology annotation, molecular function: ubiquitin protein ligase activity; cullin family protein binding; zinc ion binding. The record is from RefSeq and is a predicted model, not a curated record. The transcript is spliced from 2 exons. Gene Ontology annotation, biological process: protein ubiquitination; ubiquitin-dependent protein catabolic process.
CGGAACAUUGGAAACCGCCGGGCUUGCAUUUUACUCAAAAUUCUAGGGCUGCUGUGGAAUCCCGCGCAAGAAGAGUUACUUUGAAAGAAUGUCCGACAAUGAGAUGGAGGUGGAGGAGCAGCAGGAGCAGGAGGAGCAGCAGGCGGGGCCCAGCAAGCGUGGCAACAAGUCGGGCAAACGAUUUGAGAUUAAGAAGUGGAACGCCGUUGCCAUGUGGAGCUGGGCUAUUUGCACAGACACGUGUGCUAUCUGUCGCAACAACCUUUAUGAGCCAAGCAUCGAGUAUCAAGCGAACCCGACGGGAGACCCGGACCACCCCGGCCUCAGCAUUGCGUGGGGCUGCUGUGGUCACGUCUUCCACCUGGACUGCAUUCAGCGAUGGUUGAAAACACGUAGUGCCUGCCCCCUCUGCAACAAGGAGUGGGAGUUCGCAAAGAUCGAAAAAAUCCUUCCCGGUGGAGGAAUGGUGGGCUUGGAGUAGAGCACUCUGUAGUGGGGGUUGGGCAGGGAUUUCUAAUGCACGGCACUGUACGCAGACGGAACCCUUUAUCGAACAAGAUUUCGCCUUGAGGGUUUGAAAAGGUUUUGCUUCCUGUAUAUUCGUUCCCGGCGGGUCUUCAGCAGCGAUGUACGUGAGGGAUGGCUACCCAUCUGCAGCUCCUAUCCGCCCAAGCUUGAAGCCUGCAGACCUGGGGGUAUCGCGUCGUCCCAGUGGUUUACGUCCGUGGAUGCUGGAUUACUCCAGAGCACGUCGCUCCCUAAUGGGGACCUUCAUACAUGGAGAACGCAAACAGACGGAGUAACUGACCCUGUCCUGCCAUUGGACUUAAGCGGCCUACAGUAAAGCCCAGGGGUUUUCCUGCGUUGGGAUAUUGUGGCCGUCCUUUCCAAGUUCUGGGGCGCUGGGGUUGCACAGCAGGGGGAUGAAGUGUUGGCGGCGUUUGCAUGCUUGCAUGAUGAAGCAGGAUGCUGGAUGACCGGAGUGAGCAUCGCUCCCGCUUUAACAUGGCUCGGUUUCAGGACGGCUAAGGCUUCGUGCAAGGCAGCCGGGAGGCUGAGGGGAGCCUGUGGGCCGCAGAAUGCUGCAAGUCAGUGUUGCUUAACUCGAGGCUUAACUGAGGACCAUGAGAUCUUAGUCCCGGUCAGUCGGAUGGAUUUUCAAGGCGACCAUGUGCCGCAGCUGUGCAGUCAUCAGGAGGUGGGUCUAUAACCCUAUUAGCCGAGUAGGUAUUGAAGCAGCAAUAGCUGCGGCAGCAGUCUUGAUGGGAUAAAGCCGUCAUUCUGUACAGCCCACAAGCUGUAGAAUAGGACCUGUUCAGGCUGCGUGUGAGGGCAGUAAUUAGAAGCAGCGGCUUCAGGAUGUACGGACUUAUGUGUCCCCUGUGCUGGGCUUCCUUCCGUUUGUGGAAUGAAGAGUGUCUUGGUUGGUUAAUCGCCAGGCUGCUCAGAUUGAGAAGCAUGUAGAAAGCGGUUUUGUAACGCUUGAAAGUU